AUGGCCCUGUGGGCCGAUGGUACGUGGUCUCAGGCGCUGGAAGUCUACGACUCGCUCACACAAAGGAGGCUGACGCCUGAUCCCACCAGCACCAGCACCGCCAUCAUGGCAGCGGCCGAGGAGUUGUGGAUUGUGGAGCUGCAGUGCUCCACCAUCCUCUUCAACUCUGCCAUCACUGCAUGUGGACGCUGUGCUCAGUGGGCGAUGGCUUUGGCCAUCUUUACCGACCACUUCACCGAGAGUCUGGAGAAGAGCAACGCGACCUACACCACUCUGCUCGGCGCCUGCGAGAUGGGAGGUCGCUGGGAGCUGGCCUUGGAGGUUCUGGCUUUGUCGCGGAGCGAGCGGAGGUGCACGAAUGUGACCUUCAACGCAGCUCUAGGCGCCUGCGGGCAGUGUGCGCAAUGGCAAGUGGCCCUGCAGCUGAUGGAGGACAUGGGGAAGGCGUCCUUUCCACGCGACACUAUCGCACACAACACUGCCAUGGCAGCCCUUGCCAAGGCCGGACGAUGGCAGCACGCGCUGUGGCUUCUCAGCAGCCUCACUUCCGGAGGUGCAGAUGUCAUCUCCUACGCUACUGUCGCGCGAACUUGUGCUGCGGAAUUCGCCUGGCGAAUCGCUGCAGCGGUAUUCGCGGACGGUCGGCGAGCCCAGGUGGAAUUGGAUAUCGUUGCACAUUGGGGCGUGCUUGAUGCCUGUGCUGGGCGCUGGGCAGUGGCGGGCGAAAUCCUUGCGGAGAUGUACAAGGAGGGUCUGCCGCCUACAGUUCGGUCAUACAGCGCGGCACUCGCAGCGGGGAGAGUGCCAUGGAAGUUUGCAAUCAACCUGGUGGACCAGAUUCGCGCACGGACGACGCAGCUGACACCUGUCGUGUGCGAUGCGGCCAUGGUUGCUUGCGAGAGCUCCGGGGAGUUGGAUCAUCUCUGGCUGCUUCUGGUGUCCAGUGAGCGUUCGCCAAGUGCCUUUCUCUGGGGCUUGGCCUUGCUGGGUACGUCCGAGGCAGAGGUGAUCCAGGAAGCUUGCGGAAGGGCUCUGCUGCACCUGCGCAGUGCCCGAAGUCAGAUCUCUUGCAAUGAGCUUGCCUCACUUUGGUCGUCCGGAUCUACGCUUGGUGCGGUGAAUCCAACCUUCCACAGGUGCCUGGGAGAGCUCACCGCAGAAAUGGAGGACUUUAGCUUGGAGGAGCUUGUGACGGCGGUAUGGGGCGUUGGGUCAGUGCCCUCAGCAGAAUCUGCCGGAAUACUGGUAGCGGCGCAGCAGCGAGUGCUGGAUAUCCUGCGUGGUCUUCUGGACACCAGGAGGGUGGAGAGUCUGUUGCUGCCACGGGAGGGCUUGCAUGUUCUUGGCGUUAUGCUCGCCUGCUACCUGGCUGGCUGCCUCUCACAGCCGUUCCGGCGCUUCCUGCGGCACACGCACAGUGGAGAAGGCAUCCUGGUCGCCCUCGCCUUCCUUCCAG
This is a messenger RNA of Symbiodinium necroappetens, 1456 nucleotides long. The record is from the annotation of a GenBank genome assembly. NCBI's taxonomy places the organism in Eukaryota, Dinophyceae, Suessiales, Symbiodiniaceae.